GAGGGAAAGAAUAUCCGUUUUCUUUGCCACAAAUAUUUUCGUUUUGGGGUUUUCAUAAUUUUGCUCUUCUCAGCUUCGAUAGUAAUUUUCCGAUGGCUUCAAGUUCAGAGAAGACAACUCUUCCUCCUUCGGAUGAGAAAAACGAGACCAAGGAAGAGAGUAAGAGUACUAAACCUGAAUCAAGCGCAGGAGCUUCACCUUCACCUUCACCUCCAGUGACUGAUCCUGGGCUUGAUUUCAGUGCUUUUGAUUUCUCAGGCAUGGCUGGUAUUCUCAAUGAUCCAAGUAUCAAGGAAUUAGCUGAGCAAAUAGCUAAAGAUCCUUCCUUUAACCAGUUAGCUGAGCAGCUUCAGAGAUCUGUUCCAACAGCGUCGCAUGAAGGAGGUUUACCGAACUUUGAUCCACAACAGUAUAUGCAAACCAUGCAACAGGUUAUGGAGAAUCCUGAGUUUAGGACAAUGGCUGAGCGUCUUGGUAGCGCUUUGGUGCAGGAUCCGCAAAUGUCUCCCUUUUUGGAGGCUCUCGGUAACCCUGAAGCAACAGAGCAGUUUGCAGAGCGUAUGGCGCAGAUGAAAGAAGAUCCUGAAUUGAAACCUAUACUAGCUGAGAUUGAUGCUGGUGGUCCUUCUGCUAUGAUGAAGUACUGGAAUGAUAAAGAUGUAUUGGCAAAGCUGGGUGAAGCAAUGGGUAUAGCUGUUGGAGCAGACCAGAGUGUUGCACCUGAACCUGAGGAGGCCGAAGAAGGGGAAGAGGAAGAGUCUAUUGUUCACCAAACUGCUAGUCUCGGUGAUGUGGAGGGUUUAAAAGCUGCAUUGGCAUCUGGUGGUAACAAAGAUGAAGAAGACUCUGAGGGAAGGACAGCAUUGCAUUUUGCAUGUGGAUAUGGCGAGAUGAAAUGUGCUCAAGUUCUUCUGGAUGCUGGAGCAAACGUGAAUGCGGUUGACAAAAACAAGAACACGCCAUUGCAUUAUGCUGCUGGUUAUGGGAGGAAAGAGUGUGUAAGCCUUCUCCUAGAGAAUGGUGCUGCAGUUACUCUGCAAAACAUGGACAGUAAAACUCCCAUUGAUGUGGCCAAGCUUAACAAUCAGCUCGAUGUGGUGAAACUGCUUGAGAAGGACGCUUUCCUCUGAGGAGGGAUACGUCUCUCUUCUUCUGUGUCUUGUAAUAGUCUCACAGAGUCUGAUUGCAAACUUGUCUUCUGUGGGUUUGUUUCAUCAUUAAAUUUGGAAAAAAUGAAAAGAUGGAAAAAACAUGUUUAUUUAUGGUUUUUUUAAUGAAUUUUUUUUUUUCUUUC
This is a messenger RNA of Capsella rubella, 1294 nucleotides long. Its product is annotated as ankyrin repeat domain-containing protein 2B. NCBI's taxonomy places the organism in Eukaryota, Viridiplantae, Streptophyta, Magnoliopsida, Brassicales, Brassicaceae. Gene Ontology annotation, biological process: protein targeting to chloroplast. The record is from RefSeq and is a predicted model, not a curated record. Gene Ontology annotation, cellular component: chloroplast outer membrane. The transcript has 9 exons. Gene Ontology annotation, molecular function: protein binding; chloroplast targeting sequence receptor activity. The coding region runs from base 93 to 1130 and encodes 345 amino acids.